Messenger RNA from Ictalurus furcatus (blue catfish), 3113 nucleotides. It is a transcript of the gene skap2, whose product is annotated as src kinase associated phosphoprotein 2. Gene Ontology annotation, molecular function: protein binding. Bases 72 to 1112 code for a protein of 346 amino acids. Gene Ontology annotation, cellular component: plasma membrane; cytoplasm. The record is from RefSeq and is a predicted model, not a curated record. The transcript has 12 exons. NCBI's taxonomy places the organism in Eukaryota, Metazoa, Chordata, Actinopteri, Siluriformes, Ictaluridae.
GAUAUGUCUGAAUACGGGUGAAAAAACUAAAACCAACGCUGACCGGAGAGAGAAAAGCGCACAGUGGCAGAAUGAAGGCCAUUCCGGAGGAUUUAACCACGCUCGUCUCAGAUUUGGAGGCAUUUCUGACAGAGGUUCUGAAAGGAGAAAAUCUGAGCAAGAAGGCGAAGGAGAAAAGAGAUACUUUUAUAAAGAGGAUAAAGGAUGUCAAAGCCAGUUACCCUCAGGAUUUCAAGGAAAAACGAGAUGAAGAGUGGGAUGAGGUUGAGGAAGCAGACAGCAACAAUGACGGCAGUUCGCUGCACUCUGAGCGCAUGGAUAGGGACGAGGAGCCGGCAUACGAUGGAGUUCAGCAGGCUCCUCCAGUAGCAGCUCAAGAUCUUCAAGCUGUGUUCAAGAGUGGUUACCUGGAAAAACGGAGAAAAGAUCACAGCUUCUUUGGCACAGAGUGGCAAAAGAGAUGGUGCGCUCUGAGCAACCACACAUUCUAUUAUUAUGGCAGUGAGAAAGAUAAACAGCAAAAGGGAGAGUUUAAUAUCAGUGGUUAUGCUGUCAAAAUUAACAACAGUUUGCGCAAAGAUUCCAAGAAAGACUGCUGCUUUGAAAUAUCUGCUCCCGACAAACGUGUUUACCAGUUCUGUGCCUCCUCACAGAAAGAGGCAGAGGAAUGGGUAGAGCAGAUUAGCUUUGUGAUAAAAGACAUGGAAGGAAUCAUUCCUUUGGAGGAGGAGCAGGACACCUACGAUGACUGCGUACCUUUGAGUGCAGCAUCCAUACCUGCACCCAUGCCUGCACCCAUUGAUGACGAUAUCUAUGAGGAGCUUCCUGAGGAGGAGAUGCCUCACACUAAUAAACCAGCACCAGAACCGGUCAGCAAACCCCCUGUAGCACUUCCAGUGACAGCAGUAAAUAAGAGCACAGACUACCAGAACUACUUCCAGGGUUUGUGGGACUGCAAUGGAGACCAACCUGAUGAACUGUCCUUCAAGAGAGGAGAUGCCAUCUACAUCCUCAGCAAGUGUCUGUCGGUGCUUGUUGCUUUGGCUGUUUGUGCUGAAGACCCUUCCCCCUCUUCUCCAGCCGCAGUGACCAUAAAGCUGGUUGGAUUUUAGUGUCCAGCUGCGGCUUAUGGCCAAUUCAGUGCAGUCUGGAGAGCAGACUAGUGGGGCUAUUAGUGUCCAGGCUCCUUCCCCUUGGCCAUGCAGCAGCUGCAGGACUUCCCCUGCCCCCUUCCUCACUAUUGCCCAAGCAUACCCAAAGCCACUCUUAAAGGGUAUUGACCAUCAGACCAGAGGGAGGUGUCAGGGCUCUAAAUCACACACACACACACACACACACACACACACACACACACACACACCUCUUUUCAAAGCUAGACCAAAGUAAGUCUGAUGACAAGUUAUCACAGUUUGUGCAUAUUGUCCAUUAUUUAUCAGUAAUCAUUGUAAAGCCAACUCUUAUGUAAUUUGAAUAAAAAUUAUAUAUGCACAUUAUACAUGCAAGCUUUGGACAUUCUUUAUAUUUAAACACUUAGGUGGAAAUUGUUCUGCGAAUAUUGUUCACCUUAUUGGCGGCCUUUUUAUAGGGUUUGUUGAAUAGCUGUAAAUUUCCAUCUGUGACAUGAAUUUUAAGCAUUUUUUUUGUUGAUUAUUUUUUUUAUCCUAUUCUACAUAUGGAUGCAUGUACAUACCAUGCAUUAGCUAAUAAGGUUCCAUCCAUGCUUAAAUCACUUUGUACUAUGCAUUAGACAUUAGCUACAGACUCAUAUGCAUUAAGCAAAUCAUGUGGUCCAGGCUCAUACAUGUUCUAUGAGCUGCAAAACGGUGGAGCCAAUCCAUGCACUUGCAAUAAGCCAUAGUCCCAUUAGAGUUAGUUCCUUCUGAUAUAACAAUUGAUCUUAAGCAGAUAUGUGUGUAUGUGUCUGAAGUUGGUUUGGCAGAGUGUGAGGUCUUUUCCUUUUGCUGUUUCACAUGUAACACAUGCCUGCUAAUCUGUGAGUGUGGCCAUUCCUGCACACACUCUCAACACUCUCUGACACCAUGUGUGCCUUGAUCAGUGGCUCGGCCUACAGCACCAGACAAUACAAUGAAGUGUGGCUGUUUCAAAGGACAGCAACAGGAAGCAUACCUUUCACGUGGUGGAUGUUUAAUUCCUUAGCUGAUUUGCACAACCUGUUGUGUUGUUAUGUAUAUGGCAUUGACGUAUCCAAUUAAUAAAACUAGAAAACUGUUUAGGACACACUUGAGAUAUGAUUUUAAUAUCACAAGUAUGGUUAAAAAAAGAACAACUUGUUAGGUAUAGCUUCUCUCAUGUUCUUUGCUGGUAUUUAUACAGCACUGUUUUAUGCUCAAGAAAAGAGAACACAGGUCUAGACUGUUGCGGGCCACUGUCUGUUUCUCCAUUACAGUUUAUAUCUGUGGGAGCUGUCAGCAGCAGCAUUAAGUUGCCUGGAGUUUUAUAGGUCGAUAUGUGCUCAUAUGCACUAAGAGCUUGGCUAUCUAGGAGCAGACAUUUUACAUCUGCCCCUACUGCACAACCGGAAUCACUUAAGUUCCUGUGGGUCAAGCGCAGGACCGCAGAAAGUUCAUAUUUAACUUCUGCAGUGCUAUAAUGCAAACCACAUCUCUUGUUUCAUUCCACGUGGAGAGACAUUGUCUCCUGCAAUAAGCCAGUGAAAGAGGAAGGAUGGAUGGAGGGUAUCUGGUCUGCUCGGAGGAGAUCAAAGCCUGGUGUGUCAGAGAGAAGAGAGGCUAUAAAAGUCACUGCACACCAUGAAGAAUCGGCUGCUGUAGGAUGGAGUACACUAGAUAGAGAUGUUUGAGGCCAGACCAGCUUUAGCUCUUGUAAGGCUGGAUUUUUCAGUUUAAACCUGGUUAUGGAUAUUCUGUUACUGUAGAUUCUGCUUUAAAAAACUUAAUCAGUGAACACAGAAGCGGGAGAAGCCACAUUUGAGCUGCAAACAUAUACAAACUUUCUGGAUUUAGACCAUUAUCUUUAGUCAAUCUGAAAUGGAAGUUUGCAAGUAUUGGAAAUGAAUACUUGUUUUGUAUAUUUGAACCUCUCAUAUAUUUGGGAUCUGAAAAAUCGGCAAUCCCGCCCACUGUGUUGUUUUC